Acytostelium subglobosum LB1 is the source of this 846-nucleotide messenger RNA. RefSeq lists its product as hypothetical. The coding region runs from base 1 to 846 and encodes 281 amino acids. The transcript is spliced from 2 exons. Lineage: Eukaryota; Evosea; Eumycetozoa; Acytosteliales; Acytosteliaceae. The record is from RefSeq and is a predicted model, not a curated record.
AUGGACACAGAGGAGGAUAUAUGUAUACCACCUCAAGACAAAGAUCAAUCAUUCGAUUCAAUAUCUGUUACAUUGGAUAGCUAUAAAGAUGAAGAACAUGAAGAUAUAGAAAUUGGAAAGCACAGACUCCCCGCCAAUGACGAUCAUACACAUACAUCCACCAAGUCCAAGACCAAGUCCAAAUCAAAGUCAGAGUCCGAGCCAGAGCACAAGCCAGAGGAAUCUCACAAAAAGAAACGCAAGUCGAAGUCUGAGCAUCAACCAGCAGAACAGCCAGAGAUGACAGUGACUUUGACAGAGUACGAGACCGAGCCUGAGCCAGAGCCAGAGCAGGAGCCAGAACCUGAGGUUCAACAAACAGAGGAACGACCAAAGAAAAGGUCAAAGAAGUCAAAGAGGACAGAGAAGGAGAAAACAACAAAACGACAAGGACAACAAUACGAGGAGAUUGUUAUUAUGGUGAAUGAUGAUGUCGUAGACUUGGAGGCAAUGAAUAACAAAGUGAUCGAUCCAAUCACCAUUGAAGUUGAGGAUGGCGCUUCAGUUGCAAGCUGGGCCAACAAGAUCAGUAGUCAACCAAUCAACUCAAUCGACAUUGAACAACUUCAGGACAAUCAAAGACGCAAAGCCAAAAAGAUAGAUCGUCUCGUUGAACAAAGAAAGGACACUUCCAAGUUAAACUCAGUAUUGGCCGAAUGCUUGAACAACUUUUGCACAGGACAGCUGCUAGAGGAGAUUGUAGUGCUGGCCACAAUGGGAGAAAACUGUCUAGAUUACAGCAAGGAGCAAUUGAACUCAGUAGCUACAUUCUUUGAAGACAUUAUCAAAAACAAGUUCUCAAUGUAG